AUGGCCCCACCGGACUCACUCUCCGACUUCAUCGAAUACAAAUACCGCAGCGACGGCCCACACACCAAACGCCUUCUGAUAUUCUUCCUGCCAGGCAACCCAGGCGUGGUAGAAUACUAUCGCGACUUCCUCUCGGAUCUCCACAAAGACCUCACCAACGAUGGCCCGGUCACUCAACCAUCAGCGAGAAAGGACAGUUUACAAGAGCGUAUCCCUCACAUCACAACGUAUGGCCACUCCCUCGCCGGUUUCGAACUCCAAGCCAGCUGGCCUUCAUCUCGCGACGAGAGCUGGCCGGUUUGUAUGAGAGAUGGACCGCCGUUUGAUUUGUACCAGCAAAUUGAAGGCGUGAAGUUCCGGCUCAACGAAGCUGUUAGGCGGUAUAACGAUCGGGUCGACGACGAUGCGGAGCCGCUGAAGGUCGUGCUUGUGGGGCAUUCUGUUGGGUCGUAUAUGUUGAUGGAGGUGGUGGAUUGGUGGCAGAGGGAGAUUGCUGGGGAGGGCAAGGGUUUGGAGAAGACGGCGAAGUGGGAGGUUGUGAGUGGGGUUUGUUUGUUUCCGACUGUGGUGGAUAUUGUGAAGAGUCCGAAGGGGAAGGUUAUGAAGUGGGUCCUCGCCAUCCCCGGCCUGCAAUGGGCCGCCUGGCUCCUCGCAACUCUCCUCACCACCCUUAUCUCACCCAUCCGCAUCUGGAACUGGCCCGCGGAGCUCACCCCCGGCUCCAACCCCUCCUCCGCCAACACAGCCAUCACUGCAGCCCUCCUACACUCCCCCCUCGGCGUCCGCCAAACAAUCCACCUCGCCGCUGACGAAAUGCGCCAAAUCCAGCACGACAAAUGGCACCCUUCGAACGUCUGGGGCGCUUCGGACCCCGACAUCGACAUCACCGAAACGUCCGUGAAGGCAUCGGCUGCUUCGCCGCGGACGAAGUUGUUCUUUUACUGGGGAAGGGAUGAUUAUUGGGUUGAUAAUUCGUCGCGGGACCGGGUGAUUGAGAAGAGGGCGAGGAGGGUGGAUGGGGCGGGGCAGGGGGGUCGGCCGACGAUGGUCGUUGACAGGCACGGGAUGGACCACUGCUUUUCGUUGGAGAGGGCGCAUGGGAAGAUUGUGGCGGGACAGGUUGCGGAGUGGGUUCGGGAGGUUGUGGGAGGGAGUUGA
This is a messenger RNA of Zasmidium cellare ATCC 36951, 1158 nucleotides long. RefSeq lists its product as uncharacterized. The transcript is spliced from 2 exons. Bases 1 to 1158 code for a protein of 385 amino acids. Gene Ontology annotation, cellular component: lipid droplet. Gene Ontology annotation, molecular function: lipase activity. The record is from RefSeq and is a predicted model, not a curated record. Gene Ontology annotation, biological process: lipid storage. Lineage: Eukaryota; Fungi; Ascomycota; Dothideomycetes; Mycosphaerellales; Mycosphaerellaceae.